AAACACGACCUGGGUUCUCCGACCUGAACUGUAGUUCUACUUAUUUCAAAAGGUUAUUUUCGAAUAAAUUUGAUGUUAAAAGGCAACUUGACGUGUGUGAUAUACAUAACAAGACAUAAAACGUUGAAGACUCUCAUUAAAAUCGGAAGCCUGAGGUACGUUCGUCAUUAUCUUCCAGUAUAAGUCUUGCUGGAUACCUUCAAGUUUAAAGGAUAAACGUGAAGAUAAGGGCCAUGCAAUGACAAUAGUUUUUAUGCAGACUGAAAUAGUCAUAUCUUCCUCGCGGUUGUUUGAAGUUAUGCUGAUAAUUGUGAUUUAACCGACAGGGAUCAGAGCAACACUGAAUAAUUAUUUUGAUUGUUUACAUGAUCUAAUGUCUCAAUUUAUGAUAAUGGCACUGAUUUUGAAGUUUUCUAUUCUUAGUGGAGUGCUUACUGCUAUUUCUGAAGGGUCCAAUAUAGCAAUAUCCGGUGGCCCGGGACUGGGCAGUCAUUUCUUUGUGGCGGCUUCAUUGGGUGAAGAAUUGGUUCGUCGAGGUCACAAUGUAACGGCCAUCCUCGGCGGCGACGCAAUUGCUACAAGCCACGAUGACAGGUACUCCGAGCUCUUCCAUUUUGCAAUCACAAACAGGCGAUUCUCGGAGGAAGAAUUGAGGGAGAGAGUGGACGUUGUCGCGCGAGCUGCUGUGUCGGGCAAUUUCCUCGGGGAGCUUAAUAAGCACCUUGCAACUAUGCAAUACGAAAUGUACAAAGAUUGCGAUGCCUUACUGUUGGACGAGGACUUCAUCCAAAGUCUUGUGGAUGCUAAAUUUGACCUCUUGAUCGUUGACCCAUACUUUGGUUGUACCAACCUUUUACCGGUAAUAUUGAAUGAACCUGUGAUCUUCAUGAUCCCUACACACCUUGAGGAUUUCUUAGCCAGAGCAUUUGGAUCCCCUAUCGACACCGCCCUUCAUCCUUAUUUCGGAAGCGGUUUCCCGCGUCGCAUGACAUUUUGGCAACGAUUUCGUAAUUUCAUCCAACCUUCAUUUGUUGGUUUAACAUUUAGAGGCGUUCAGCAGUAUUGUUCUUCUCGAAAUAUACCGCCUUCAUCCUGUUCAGAAAGUGAAGUGUUUGGUAGAGCGGAACUGUUUCUUGUCAACAUGGAUUUUGCAGUGGAGUUCCCGUUCCCUAUCGCGCCGAAUGUCAUUCCAGUUGGCGGCAUCACGACAAGACCAUCGAAAAAGCUAGAUGUAAACCUUGAGGAGUUUGUCCAAAGCUCUGGUGAAGAUGGUAUUAUCAUCUUUACCAUGGGUUCCUACGCAACCUACAUGAAGGAGGAGCUCAUUAAAGAGUUUAUAACGGCAUUCUCACGACUACCUCAAAAGGUGGUAUGGAAAAUGACACGUGAUCUCCCAAAGGAGGCCGAUCAGUCAAAGAUAAAAACAAUGCCCUGGCUGCCACAGAAUGAUUUAUUAGCACACAACAAGACUAAACUUAUCAUCUACCAAGGAGGACAUAAUGGUUUUUACGAAGUCGUUGACCACGGUGUGCCAAGCGUGGUCAUCCCAUUACUCAUGGACCAAUUCGAUGUUGCUUCACGAACCGUCCACCAUGGAAUGGGAAUCGAACUCGACUACCCCACCCUCAAUGCUAACAUAAUUGUGGAGGCUGUAAGGACGGUAUUAGGAAACAACAGAAUGCAGAGAGGAUUUCUUCGAUAUACAGGCAUCGCACCAUGAGGCCAGUUGAGAAAGCUGCUUUCUGGGUUGAACACGUGAUCCAACAUGGUGGAACCCCUCUUAAAUCAGCUAUUGGAGAGUUAUCUUGGUAUGAAUACCAUCAAAUCGACGUUUUACUCUCUUUAUUUUCAAUUAUAAUUAUAAUUCUUGUAAUUGUUUUCUUCACUUUAAGAUUAGGACUUAGACUAAUUUGUAAUGUUUUCCAGAGAAACAGAGGGACUAAGGAUGAUAAGCUUGAUUAGGACCAAUAAGUUUGUAAAAAUUUAAACAUUUGAACUCAUUUUGUUUUAACUGUGUUUUUAUUUCAUUGCUAAUCGGCUUUAGCAUUACUUGGAGUGUAAACUGUAGAAUAAAAGCAAGUUUUCACUCUUAAAUACGCAGCUUUUGCAUACAUAUCCUCCUUUAAAACAGGACUAAAAAUGUCUCUUUGAAACAAAAUAGUUUGAUUCUAGUUUGAAUUGAAAAUAGAGAUAUUGGCUAAUUGAAAUAUUUAUAAUAAUUAAUAAAGGAAACUUUCGCUUGUGGUGUAAUUGAUCAAAUAUUAAAACACAUGCAAGAAUAUACGAGCCUGUAACUGUUAUUUGACAAGAUUUUGUUAAUUCCGAUGAAAUUACCUGAUUGCACAGUUUAUCAUUUAUGUCAAUAAUUUACAGAUUUCAUGAUUCUCACAAACUAAUUAUUCAACUAAUAAAAUGACUAUAGUGAAUAUGGA
Lytechinus pictus (painted urchin) is the source of this 2432-nucleotide messenger RNA. Its product is annotated as UDP-glucuronosyltransferase 2C1-like. The record is from RefSeq and is a predicted model, not a curated record. Bases 374 to 1720 code for a protein of 448 amino acids. Gene Ontology annotation, molecular function: UDP-glycosyltransferase activity. The transcript is spliced from 4 exons. Lineage: Eukaryota; Metazoa; Echinodermata; Echinoidea; Temnopleuroida; Toxopneustidae.